This is a messenger RNA of Labrus mixtus (cuckoo wrasse), 2251 nucleotides long. It is a transcript of the gene tex264a, whose product is annotated as testis expressed 264, ER-phagy receptor a. Gene Ontology annotation, biological process: reticulophagy; protein-DNA covalent cross-linking repair. Gene Ontology annotation, cellular component: autophagosome membrane; nucleus; replication fork. NCBI's taxonomy places the organism in Eukaryota, Metazoa, Chordata, Actinopteri, Labriformes, Labridae. The transcript is spliced from 4 exons. The record is from RefSeq and is a predicted model, not a curated record. Bases 278 to 1291 code for a protein of 337 amino acids.
AAUCAGGAAGCAUGUUCUUCUGUUUGGGAUUUACCACAAACAAACAGUUUUUUACUUCCAACUUCAGCUAGCGUUUCCUCUUUUGUGUACGGUUUUACUAUCGUGAAAACUACAUUUGACUCAGGUUUUGGUAAAGCCAUUGUUUCUCUGCUCUUGUUUCAAUCUGUUAGACCACAUUCUCGGUCUAUGUGACCCGGAGGAGGACGGGUUAGGCUUCACAGUUUUUUUUUUGCCAACUGCAUUGUCUGCAGCUGUAACGUUACCGCUUUGAGAAACCAUGUCCGAUCUAAUCCUGGUGCUCCUGGUAGUCGUGCUACUCGUGUGUUUGGUUGGAACAUUGGUGGGUUUUCUAGUGUACUCGGGGCUCCUGUCCGACGUGAUUAUAAAGACUGGGCCACCUCCUAUCAAAAAUGUUACCUUUGCUUAUAAAUUCAAAGAGGGAUCAUACAAGGACUGCGGUGCAGCCUACACAGAGACCUGCAGCAUCGGGCCAAAGCUGAGCACCAUCAGUGUCUUCUACGAUGACCCCAAGCAGAGGCCAGCAGAGAAAUGCCGCUACGUGGUGGGCAGCGUCCUGUGUGAGGGUGAAGAGCAGCCAGAUAAAGAGCUGCAGGAGCUGUAUCAGAAGUACGGCUUUAAAGUGUUUUCUGUGCCUGAAGUGAGCCACGCUGUGACCACCAGCUUCCCCUGCACCACACCUCUGUCCAACGUGCUGGGACCGUACAGAGUCUACCCGAGACUUUCUUCCUACAUCGAGGAGAGGAAACUGAGUGCAUUCCCCACUAUAGAGAUCUGUGGUUCAGAUGUCAUCAACUACAUGGUUCCUCUGUCUCGCCAGACAGACUUCUUUGUACCAGAAAUGAAGGAGGACGUUAAAACAGACGUUAAAGAAGAGGACUCCGAUGAGGAUAGGGGAACUGAUAUUACAGGUGCUGACUCCCACAGCGAUGUGAGCUCAGUGAGCGGCGGCGUGCCCUGGGACAGCAGAGAGACUUCUUUGGCUGCUUCCACGGCCGCCUCCCUGGCCUCUUCCCUGCCUCUAAGGGACGUAAUGGAUGCCAACGAAGACAUUAAGCACAGGGACCAGGGUGACAGAUGCUCAAAUGAGUCUAUGGGCAGCGGCUCAUCUUUUGAAGAGCUUGACAUGGAUCAGGAGGAGCAGGAGGAGGCAGCAGUGAAGGAAGGGAAGGAACAUGAAGAGGAGGAGGAGGAGGUCCCUGAGGGUGAAGACGGAGCUAGAGAAGAACUGGUGGUGGAGAAGAAGGAUCACCUGGGUGAUGGGGAGGAGUAGCCUGAAUGUUGAAGAGAUAAGGCUUGAGGCUAUGUAACACUGGCAUGCUAGAGAGUUUCUCAGUCAUUGCUGGUUAUCUGUCGUGUAAUCUGGUUGGUGGAUCUAAUUCUGUUUAUGCCAUGACCAACAUGCCGUAUUUCUGCGCCUUGUUAUUCCUCAUUUUGAAGCCUGUACUUCUUGUUAUACUGUUACUUCAUUUUAUUCAAAUCAUUUCUGAUCAUUUAUAUAAAAGAAAACAGCCUCAUACAUUUAAGAUCUUCCAGGGUGAACAACACUUUUUUAAUUUUAUGUACAUCGAAUAGGAGGCAAUAUUUGUUCAAAUCUCUAUUUCAUUUGCAACUUUAUUCUUAUGUUUACCCCAACCCUUUCUGUUGGGAUUAGAAGUAGCACUUCAUUUUAAGAUGAAAUACAAAAGAGAGACACCGACACCUGGCUCAGCACGUUUUUGCCCCUUAUGUGACCCUGUUUUCAAGGUCAUCUUGCAAGGAAGUUUAUGUCACGUGUUUGUUUAAGUAAUCCGAUUUCUCAGAUUAAUAAAGAGUAUUACUGGGUUGACAAUAAGCAGGACUAUUGAUGUUAUUUCUUCCGUCACAUAGGAGACACUCUGAAGUCUUUGGAACAGAAUAUGAAUUAAAUUAACAUCAGUGCAUACUCUCAGUAGUUAACAUACCAGAAAACACAAGCGACCAGAACUAGGAUUAAAAAUGCAAUUCAAUGAUGUAAACGUGUUUUCUUCGACUGUACAGAACAUUUCAUUAUCACUCUGCGCUUUAUUCAUUGCUUAAUUUUUCACCCAUAAUGUUCCCUUCUGUACUUUUCUGUUAAACCGCCCUGCAGUUCUGUUUGUAACCAACAUUCCCUCACUUCCAGAGACUAGUUAUGAUUUGUUUGUUGGUGAAAUGAUGUACAGCACAUUUCCAUGGCUGUGUCUUAUAUCUGUAAUAAAAUGUUCAAAUGAAA